UGAGAGAUGGACCGUUCGUUGCGUUCGUUUGUCGUAGCGCUCGUCGCGAUCGCGUUCACGACCACGCGUGCCUAUAUUCCCUCCCACGACAAUAUACUCAGAAUACAAUUGUGGGAUGCUGAGGGCCUGAGUAGAGACCCUAUAACCACCCAACCUCCGUCUACUACCACUCAAACCCCAAACCAUAAACUGAAAGUCAGUUUGGAUUCGCUGAACAACGCGAUGUUGGAGGAAGAGUAUGGAAGCGGUUUCGGGAGGUUCAUUAGACACAAAGUGAGACAUAAGAGGAGAAGACCCCGGGAGAGUGGUACUGAUCUUCCGUGGAGGUUCCACUCGGGUAGUGGAUUGGUGAAUGUGCAGAUAUAUAAUGACGAUGUGCCGUGGGAUGAAAUCGAGGGGGCUGGACACGGCGUGAAUGUCAGUGUAGUGAGUGAGAGUGCGUAUCCCGUUGUGGAGGAGGUACGGGACGUAAGCCCGCCGAUGAACCUGCAGCAACUCGAGGACGAGGAAGAAGAGGCAAAGCUUCCCGUAGUGCCCAAAUGCUGCGCAAGCGGCCAGAACAUCAGUUCAAUAUUACAGUCAGAUGGCACUCUGAAGUCGGUGUGUUCAAGGACCACGUUGACCUUCCAGCCUCUAUUCUAUAAAUCCAACGAAUCCUUCAUGUGGAGUUUCGAUACGAAUGUAUACGAGACAAUCGUCGGCAAUCCCUGCACCUACGACAGAUAUAGAUUGGAACCAGAUAAGUUAAGCGUAGACGAGUUUUACCUAUUAGUAAAUGGUUCACUCUUCGUUCCGUAUGGCAGUCCAGUACUGCUUGGGAACAGAGAGUUUUGUAUGGAGACAUUUUGGAAUGAAUCUAAUCCGGCCGGGGUUACAUUACCAUUAGUUUGUUUUACAACUGCUGCUGCAGAAUCCAGCGGUAAUACCACGCUGAUCGUUUAUGCUAUAGGACUACUGACAUCGGUGCCGUUCUUAUUAGCUACAGCAUUUUUUUUUACAUACAUUGCCAAACUAAGAGACACUCACGGGAAAGCAUUGGCGUGUCAUACGGUCUGUUUGGCGGUCGCUUUUCUAUGUCUGGCUACGACACAAUUGGCUGGUCAUGCGUUCCCUGUCACAAUUUGUACUAUUAUGGCCUACAUGAUCCAGUUCUCGUUCAUCUCAUGUUUUUUUUGGUUGAAUGUCAUGUGUUUUGACACUUAUUUAAAUGUUAGACGGUUUAUUGUAAGUACAACAGUGUCAAGACGAAGUAUGAGGAGACGGUUUGCGUAUUAUUGUGUAUACGCAAUGGUACUGCCCAUUAUCUUACUUAUAGUAACUAUAACAAUGGACUUAUCACCAGCUGUUCCUAGCACGUACCUCAAGCCUGAUUUUGGAGUCAAAGGCUGUUGGUUCAAAACGGAUCAAGCUGCUUUACCAUAUUUUUACGGACCGGUAUCGAUCAUACUACUCAGUAAUAUGAUUAUAUUCUUCAUCACGUCACGUCAAUUUGUUGUUAACUAUGAUAAAUUAAAAGAGACACAUUUACCAUUAGACAGUACAUAUACGGAAAAUAGUGCGUCAGAUGAGUUUGUACAUACGAGUGGUGUUAUGAGCCAGUCGUUUCCACGUCCGCAGCCGAUAUCACCACAAGAAGAUUAUUAUAAUCAAUUCCAGAAUAAUCGUGAGAUCUUGAGGAAAUAUAAGACAAUAUUUCGUAAAUGCUGCUUAUUGUCAUUCAUAAUGGGUCUGUCGUGGGCCCUCGAAGUGAUAUCAUGGGCAGUUGGUGCCGGCUCCUCUGCGGUCUCGGUGUGGUCAUUGUUCGACCUCAUCAACGCUCUGCAAGGACUGGUCAUCUUUGGCAUUUUCGUAUUACGGGAACCUGUCCGUUCUAUAGUUUGGGAAUCUAAACUCUUCAAAUCGUGUAGAAGGAAAAACCACGGCUCGCAAGAUUUCGCAGGGAAUGAGAGGAAAAGCAUCAUUGGGCCUAGAAAAGGGGACCAUGUGUAGUGUGUGGUAAAGUACAAUUUUGAUAAAUCGUAAAAUUCAAGUGAAGGCAGAGACUGAUUAUAGUAACAGUAUUAUACGUUUGACGUUGGACAUGAGUGGUAUGAUGUCAAAUGUUGUCUGUGAGGACAUUUAUUAUUUUAUAGCAAACAGAAAAGUAUUCGUAUAUAUACAGAAAAGCAAACAUUAUUGGAAAAUUUUAUUUUAGGAAAUCGAGAUAAAUAUUAAAGAUAGUUUUUUCAAUAACAGUAAUAUACCACGGUAGGAAAGUAAACACUUAUUUUUAGUUAUAUCAGUGCGACUUAAAUGGAAUCUCUAUUUUUAUUUUUCCAUAAAAUAGGAGACAUUUUCUUAGGUAACCGGUUGAUCAUAAUUGUAUUACAGAUAGAUAAACAUUUUUUUAGAUAAUGAGUAUUUGAUUGAUCUGUGUAACAACUAAACCAAUACCUACAAGCAUAGAUAAAAGAAUAAUAAAUUAUUUAUGCCGUUAAGGUGAGUUUUGUUAAUAUUUUCAGAUCCUAGAUUUUGAUAUUGGAUAUUGCUCAUAUACUAAUUAUUUGUAAUAGGAAAUGUAGCGAGAAAACAAAAAUAGGUAUGUUAUUUGUGGUUCUUUAUAAAUUAAUAGUCUGUUUUUAAUUAGAAACCUAUAAAAUAGGUUCGUUACACGUCUCAUUAUUUUUAUCUAAUCAAAAUUUUUAGAAAUUAUACUUAAUAAAUAACUACUGCAUUCUAUUUAACGACUUAUUUAAUAUCAAACCACUCAUUAGUCAACAUCGUUAAUAAAACGAUUUGAAGAAGAUAACAUUAACAACUUCUUUCAUAGUUUUAUUCCUGUGAUAGCGCCUUAAAAUGUUUGAAAUAUUAUUAGUUGUUUUCCUAACUUUAUUUGACUUAUGUUAUUUAUUUAUUGUCUAGAUAUAAGGUUAAUAUUAUUUUGUUUUUAUAAUUGUAUUGUUUUGAAGUUACUUUUUAUUUGUCAUACUAUAGAUGGUACAACAUUUGCACUAGAGUUGGUAUAGAAAAUGCGAGUAUUUGAUAUGUAAAAGUGAUCUAGAAUACUGCAUUUAUUGGAAUUAAAAAUUCUUCUAUAAAAAAAUAGUGUAUAAUAAGAUAAUGUUUUAGUUAUAUUUACUUCUUUUAAAUUUAUUUUAUAUGAACAAUUGAGCCGUGUAAGGCAACUCUAGUUUGAAUGUCACAUCGUCUAAAGGCUUGUUACAGCUAUGGUUGUUAAUAGUAAAUAUAAGAAAAUAACAUAUUUUUGUAAUUUAGAUAAAAUACGCAUGACCAAGAGGUUAGAGAUAAAAUUAAGAUAGUAGUAGACAGAAUACUGUACACAAUUUCAGAAUGUUAGACCAACACAUGCAUACGUGGACUUAAAUCAUGGCUAUAAUAAAAAAUGAGAACAGAGUCACGUAUAUAAUGUCCUACUGAAUAAUUAAAUAUACUUUGUAGUUUCUUCUAACUUUGUGUUCAACUU
Achroia grisella is the source of this 3463-nucleotide messenger RNA. Its product is annotated as G-protein coupled receptor Mth2-like. The coding region runs from base 7 to 1989 and encodes 660 amino acids. The transcript has 10 exons. NCBI's taxonomy places the organism in Eukaryota, Metazoa, Arthropoda, Insecta, Lepidoptera, Pyralidae. The record is from RefSeq and is a predicted model, not a curated record. Gene Ontology annotation, molecular function: G protein-coupled receptor activity. Gene Ontology annotation, cellular component: membrane. Gene Ontology annotation, biological process: G protein-coupled receptor signaling pathway; cell surface receptor signaling pathway.